AUGGAAGGGCCAUCGAAGGAAAACAGAGCCAAAGCUCCAAAGGAAAUAGUUCUCAUGGAAAAUGUCGAUAUCACUGUUCCGAGAGACGCCUAUUUAAUCGAUGUUAUUAUGCACUUGGGGCCAAGCACGUUCAUUCAAAAAAAGAGGUUUUUGGUGACACCAGACGGUAAUUUCAAGAGACUGUGCGAUGAGUUCGAGAAAAAGUUUCAUUUCGGAGAGGAUUUGGGCAAUCAGUUCUUCUUCUAUGCGCACGUGAAGCAACGCUGGCUCAUUCAAAACGACGAGACAUUCCUUUUGGCGUUGAAAAACUUUGGAAUUAGUCGCGGCAACACGAGAGAGCCUCUCAUAAUCACCUUGCUGAAUUGUGCGGCUGCGAAGCGAAACGCUAGCCAAGGAUUCCCCGGAGAAUACAAGAUUUACCGUGAAAUUUUCUCUGUUACCCCGGAAAACACGCACUCGUACAUUUUGGGCCAAUUGGCACAUAAAGCGAGCAAUAAUGUUCCCGACAUGUCGUCGAUUAUAAAUGAGUACAAGAAACUUUCGGGACCACACAAGAUUUCUCUUGAUAAGAACGGCGAAUUGGAGAAGUAUUUUAGCUUCUUGUGUCGCGAUGGCAAGCAGAUCGACUAUUUGCUCAUGUCUCGCGCCGAUUCUGGCGAUACGUACGACUUCCAAAUCAUUUGGAAGCGCGAGAAGAAAGAUGUUGCCAAAAAAUAA
This is a messenger RNA of Caenorhabditis bovis, 717 nucleotides long. The record is from the annotation of a GenBank genome assembly. Lineage: Eukaryota; Metazoa; Nematoda; Chromadorea; Rhabditida; Rhabditidae.